Molecule: messenger RNA, 2541 nt
Organism: Perognathus longimembris pacificus (Pacific pocket mouse)
Lineage: Eukaryota; Metazoa; Chordata; Mammalia; Rodentia; Heteromyidae
Product: adhesion G protein-coupled receptor E4-like
Exons: 20
Coding region: 1-2541 (846 amino acids)
Biological process (GO): cell surface receptor signaling pathway; adenylate cyclase-activating G protein-coupled receptor signaling pathway
Cellular component (GO): membrane
Molecular function (GO): calcium ion binding; G protein-coupled receptor activity
Source: RefSeq, a predicted model, not a curated record
AUGUCCAAGAGCCUGACUUCCAGCCUGCCUGGCCUGCUUCUUCCUGGUCUCCAGGACCAGGGGCAGAUGCAGCCAGUUCCCCGGUCAGCGGGGAUCAUGGUGAAGGAAGCCACCAUGGCCCCGAAGCCUGGACAGGGCAGGGUCUGCCCUGGAGUUUGUUCUGAGGCAGCUUACAGGUCUGUAGCAGCCCUGGGCUUCUUGUUGGCUUUGUCGGGAGGGGAAGCGGCCAGUUCUGAAGCUUCCUGUCCCCGCUGCCACGUACAUGCCGUUUGCCACAAUGCCACCCACUGCAUCUGUGAGAAGGGGUUCCAGCCCAUACCCAGGCAGGGCCCCUUCAUCCAGCCCCACGAGGAGUGCGAAGACAUCAAUGAGUGCCAGAUGCAGCCAUGCAAGAAACAAGCGUACUGCAAGAACAAGGUCGGGAGCUUCCUCUGCAGCUGUGUGAUGGCUUUCCCUUUGUUCCGCUGGGUGGCCGGCAUCAUUGACAUAGAAGACCCACAGUGUUACAUCUCUCCCAGGAUUAGCCCGUCUACAUCAAACCACUUGGCCAUUCCCAGCUCUGCACAGACACCUGAUCAACAAGACAAGGGCAUGGAGACAGGAGGAACAGGAGUGCCUCCGGGGAAUAUUUGGAGAGUUAUGAGUGAACAUGGAAACAGAAAAGACUUUGCAAGAAAUGUCACCCAGAUGCUUCGGCAUGUGGAGUUCUUCAUCUGGAAUCAAACUUCUGAUUCUCCAACCAAAGGAGAAUAUCCACAGCUUGACAUAGUCUAUGAAACCAGGAGGUGCAACCAGAAGACGGUCCUGGUGGCUGGACAGAACACGAUGGCCAUCAACUGUGCCAGCGCCCUCCCGGGAUCCGGAAGGGGAGGUGCCCGCACCGUGGCUCUCAUCACUUACCAGACUCUUGGGAACCUUCUGAACGAAUCCUUCUUCCAUCGCAGAAGAGGAAUGCGGGGAGUCAGGCUAAACUCCCAGGUCGUGACUGGCACUCUUGGCCCAGAAGGCAAAGCUGGCCUGUCCGACCCCGCGCUCCUGACCUUACAACAUACUCAGUAUGGCACCCUGAGGAGGAAGCACCUGUGUGUGUCCUGGCAAGGGUCAGAGGAGGGGGGCAGCUGGUCCACAGAAGGCUGCUCCCCAGUGAGAAGCAAUGAGUCCUACACCACGUGCCAGUGCUCCCACCUGUCCAGCUUUGCUGUCCUCAUGGCGCUGGCCCCCAAGGCAGAUGCCGCCCUGUCUGUGAUCACCUACGUGGGGCUGAGCCUGUCGCUGCUAUGUCUGCUCCUGGCGGCCUUCACCUUCCUCCUGUGCCGGCCCAUCCACAACACCAGCACCACACUCCACCUGCAGCUCUCGCUCUGCCUCUUCCUGGCGCACCUGCUCUUCCUCACAGGCAUCAACAGAACUGAGCCGGAGAUGCUGUGCGCCAUGAUUGCAGGGGUGUUACACUACCUCUACUUGGCUGCCUUCAUGUGGAUGCUUCUAGAAGGCCUCCACCUCUUCCUCACCGUCAGGAACCUUAAGGUGGCCAACUACACCACCACUGGCAGAUACAAGAAGAGGUUCAUGUUCCCUCUGGGCUACGGAAUCCCAGCUGCCAUUGUGGCUGUGUCUGCAGCAGUCGGACCCAAGAACUAUGGAACCUUUACCCACUGCUGGCUCAACCUUGAGAAAGGAUUUAUCUGGAGCUUCAUGGGACCCGUGGCAGUCAUUAUCUUGGUAAACUCAGUGUUCUACUGCCAAAUUCUGUGGAUUCUGAGGAGCAAAAUUUCCUCCCUCAAUAAAGAAGUUUCUACCCUUCAGGAUACCAGAGUCAUGACGUUCAAAGCCAUCUCGCAGCUCUUCGUCCUGGGCUGUUCCUGGAGCCUUGGCUUUUUGAUGGUGGAGGAAGUGGGGGAGGUGGUUGGCUCGGUCGUGGCCUACUUGUUCACCAUCACCAAUGUCCUGCAGGGGGUGUGGCUCUUCGUGGUGCACUGUCUGCUGAACCGCCAGGUGCGAAUGGAAUACCGGAAGUGGUUCAGUGGAAUGCUGAAAGGGGCUGAGGCAGAGAGUGUGGAGAUGUCCCACUCCACCACCCACACCAAGAUGGUAAGAGCCCUGGACGCCUCCUUGGAACCCCCACUGUGUGCCCGGGGUGCUGUCCGAAAGACAACUGUCAGCCCAGACAAGAGCGCCAUGGAGGAGGCCAUUAAGGUGAAUCAUGGAGAGGCACUGGAAGGGUCCCUGCCCCUGAAGACAAAGGAGGACGUCUCUAAGCCAGGCCACCUGUGUGGCCAGCCAGGCCAUAAAGGCUCAGCCUGCCCACAGCCACAAAAGCUGACUGGGCUGCGCCCCAGGAAUGCCUUCUGGGACUGGCUGCUAGAGAUAAAGACUGAGGAGGCCCUGGACUGCCGCCCCGACCAUGCACAUCACCACACGGGAGCCCAGGGUAACAACUGUGGUUGCAGUCCCACCAAGCUGCUGUGUCACACCCACAUGAUGACACUGCUCAAUUCCCUUGCCUCCCAGGGAUACCCAAUCUCUCCCAAUAAGGUGUAG